AUGGCAGGGUUGAGGGAACAGGAUCAGUACAUGCCAAUAGCGAAUGUGAUAAGGAUAAUGAGAAGGAUUCUUCCAUCACAUGCGAAAAUAUCAGAUGAUGCAAAAGAGACAAUACAAGAGUGUGUGUCUGAAUACAUAAGCUUCAUAACCUCAGAAGCCAAUGAGAGAUGCCAGCGUGAGCAAAGGAAAACAGUAACCGCAGAGGAUUUGCUUUGGGCAAUGGGAAAGCUUGGCUUUGAUGAUUACGUUCACCCUCUUAUCCUUUACCUUCACCGUUACCGUGACAUUGAAGGAGAACCCUCUUCUCUCAGGCGCAGCAGCACUCUUACAAUGCCUUAUUCUCUGCCACCACCACCACCAACACCACAACCACAACCACAACCACCAGGUUCUUCUUAUGGAUAUGCAAUGUUUGACCCCAAUUCAGUGGGGUUCUAUAGGGAUGAUGUUGCAUCUGCCUCUGCUACUCUUAUUAACAGCUUUGACCCUUAUGCUCACAUCAAACGUGAUCCUCAAUGA
Molecule: messenger RNA, 519 nt
Organism: Gastrolobium bilobum
Lineage: Eukaryota; Viridiplantae; Streptophyta; Magnoliopsida; Fabales; Fabaceae
Product: nuclear transcription factor Y subunit B-9-like
Exons: 1
Coding region: 1-519 (172 amino acids)
Biological process (GO): regulation of transcription by RNA polymerase II
Cellular component (GO): nucleus; CCAAT-binding factor complex
Molecular function (GO): RNA polymerase II cis-regulatory region sequence-specific DNA binding; DNA-binding transcription activator activity, RNA polymerase II-specific; protein heterodimerization activity
Source: RefSeq, a predicted model, not a curated record